UCAUAAAAAUUUGUUGAUAGCCGUGAACCACAGUGAAAAAAAAAUCUUUGGGAAAAUCAAAAAUUUAGCUAGCUUACCUGCGGUCUGGUAGGCCAAACCACCGCUCGGCACCUGCUUGAGUCCCGGCCGCAUCGGAACGCGAUGGAGGUUUGCCGAACCUGCAUGAGCGAACGCUCCGUUCAGCUCGUUCCAGUUUACUCCAAGCUGGACGAUGCCUUCAUCGCCAACAUCAUCAUGGAGUGCACCUCGAUUCAGAUCCGCGAGAACGAUGGCCUCCCGGCCCACAUAUGCUUCCAGUGUAUGGAAACGCUGCGCCUUCUGUCCGCGUUCAUCAAAACGGCUCGCGACUGCGAUCGCACGCUGCGAAAGCUGUGCAAAACCGAUGAAUCGGGCCCAUCGGUGAACCCGAUUCUUCUGCCGGGCAGCUCGAAAGCCGAGUUCUCUUCGCUGCUUGGGGCGGACGAUACGGAUGUGUUUCAGUUUGCCGAGGUUAAGAUCGAACCCAGCGACGAACUGCUGGCCGAGGGAGUCGAAUCUGAGGAAUCGAGCGAUGACGAUGAUGGUCGGGCUAGUGGGGUAGACUCGGAUUCGGAUAGUUCCGAGAGUGACAGCAACACCGUCACCGAAAGUGACUGGGAGGGUAGCGAGGAGGAGAUUGUUCCCAGACGUAUCAAGAAGGAACCUCGCGAGGGUAAGCGGCGUGGUAGAAAACCGAAGGCGAGAUCGUACGACUCGGAUGAUAGACCGAUGCUGAACAAGCGGAAACCGAAGUAUGAUGAUGAUUUGGAAAUGAACGACUUUGAACGAGAGCUGUACAACGAAAUCAACGUGGAGGAUGGCAAACGAAUCUGCUGCGGUUGCUUGUUGAUCUUUGAUACCGACCAAGAGCUCGAAUCCCAUCGGGCAAAGGUACACACCCGGAAGCGGGAGGGUCGUGCAAGCAAAAAGGAAGACCCUCGAGUACAUUGCGAUGGCUGUCUGCGAAAGUACAAAUCCACGCGAAGGGUAAACUACCACAAGGAACGCAUCCGACAGCUGGAGGUGAUCUGGGAGUGCAAAAAGUGCCGGAACCGUUUCUCGGAAGCCACCAGAAGACGAGGCCACGCUAAGAAGCAUCCAGCCAAGAUGGUCGCAACGGCUAUCAUGGCACCGAUCAAGGAGGACAUUCAGCAAGAACUCGGCUGGAUCUGCUGCGCUCAAGCGUGUGCCCAGUCCUUCCCCGAUGAAGCUACCCUAAUGGCACACGCCCUAAAAGCCCAUCAAAUCAACAAGCAGGAAGCGGAAAUCGAAGGCAGUCAAGACAAGACGGUUCAAUGCAUGAUCUGCUAUCGCCGGUUCCACGACAAGAACGGGCUGAUCAACCACCAGCAACGGCUGUAUCGGCUGAACAAGUACCAGUGCGCUCUGUGCGGGCUGCAGUUCAGCAGCGGAGGUCGGCUGACGGAGCACGAACUUACCCAUGGCAAUGAGAAGCCGUUCAAAUGUGACGUAUGCGGCAAGGCAUUCACGCAGAAGGGAAAUCUGAAGACGCACAUGACGGUGCAUACGAAUGAGAAACCUUUCCAGUGCACAGUUUGCGGAAUGUCAUUCCGGCAGAAGGGUGGUCUGAAGACGCACAUGUCCAACCACAUCGAGACCCCACAAUUCAAGUGCGAGGUUUGUUCCAAACUAUUCAAAGCAAAGCUGCAUUUGCGAUACCACAUGAGAAUUCACAACGGGGAGAAGAAGUUCCCCUGUCGUUACUGCGAGAAGGCAUUUACCGAUUUCACUAACCGUAUGAGACACGAGAUGAGCCACACGGGCAUCAAACCAUACAAAUGUUCAUACUGCGAAAAAUCCUUCAUCAGAAAGCGAUUCCUCGUAGAACACGAGAGCACCCACACGGGAAUCAAACUGUACAGCUGCGAAAUCUGCCACCAGAGCUUCGGCCAGAAGAACUCGCUCAAGAAGCAUCAGUCCACAGCCCAUCCCGGCUACACCAACAUCGGUGGCAAUAAUACUGUGGGUGCUGUCCUUUCGGCAGCCACAACCCUCAAUACCGUCACCAACAUUAACAUCGGUGGAAUUAACGUCGGCAUCAACGUUGGCAUCCCGACGCCGGGCAGUGCCUCGGUCCACUCGAUCGAUUCCGCCUCGAUGUCCCCGGGCGCGUCCAGCUCGAUGCCACCCCAGACGCAUCCGAUUCCACUGACCAGCCAUCAGCAACAGCAGCUGAUGGCCGUUUUUCACCAGCAGCAACAGCAGCAGCAGCAGCAACAGCAACAUCAACAGCAGCUUCCACAUCCGCAUCAAUAAAUUUGUUGGCUGGAGUCACCCCAAGGGUGGUAGUUAACCCUUAACAGCUCAGACAAACAGACGACAUAUUUUUUUCAGCAAAAUUCAAUAGUUAAUGCUGAACCACCAUGCGUCCCCAUCGACUAUAUUUUACUCAAGCAAUUUAAAGGAGACGCUUGGUCAAAUGAUCCUUUUAAGCGUUCCGAUUAAAAGAAUAUUAUUUUCUAAGGAUCCAAUCUGUUUGUCUGAUGCCAGUGUGAACAUUCGUGAAUUACCGCCUAUUUUAUGAUGCUCUCUCGUGCAGUACCGUGCCGCUGUGCCGACCAAUUGGACUUGGCCAGCAGUAAAACAUUCUUUCAUACUAAACACAUAUAUAAAUACAUAAACAAUAUAGAUACAUAAAGUUUGCUACAUUACA
Culex pipiens pallens (northern house mosquito) is the source of this 2692-nucleotide messenger RNA. Its product is annotated as RB-associated KRAB zinc finger protein-like. The record is from RefSeq and is a predicted model, not a curated record. Lineage: Eukaryota; Metazoa; Arthropoda; Insecta; Diptera; Culicidae. The transcript is spliced from 6 exons. Gene Ontology annotation, biological process: regulation of transcription by RNA polymerase II. Gene Ontology annotation, cellular component: nucleus. Gene Ontology annotation, molecular function: zinc ion binding; RNA polymerase II cis-regulatory region sequence-specific DNA binding; DNA-binding transcription factor activity. The coding region runs from base 142 to 2295 and encodes 717 amino acids.